CCAGGUGAGGCGCAAUUCAUCUCGAACGAGCCUCAUAUUUCCCACAGUACGUAAAGGCAGCUUUCCGCUACACCGGAUGCUACGUUUUCCUCCUUCCUCGACUACUACCGAUUAAGUUACCAAAUUAGCAAUGUCAGGUGUCGAGGAAAUUUCAAAUGAAUCUUUAGAAGUGAAAGAAGACAAAGAGUUUCAUGUAGAGUCUGAUGACCACAUCGAGGAUGAUUACUUUCUUGACCCGACUCGAUAUAUAUUUUUCAGAGACAGAAAGGAGUGGGCUGAUCUGGAGCCUGUUACUCAGGACGAUGGUCCAAAUCCUGUUGUGAAGAUCGCCUACUCUGAAAAGUUCUCAGAUGUGUACGACUAUUUCCGUGCACUCCUGAAGAAUGAUGAAAGAAGCGAUCGGGCUUUCGCCUUGACAGCAGAUGCCAUUGAGCUAAAUGCUGCUAAUUACACAGUGUGGCACUACAGGCGAGUAUUGCUGCAGGCGCUAUCAAAGGACCUGAGGGAGGAGAUGAGGUACAUUACUGCCAUCAUCGAGGAGCAACCCAAAAACUAUCAAGUCUGGCAUCACAGACGUAUGGUGGUAGAGUGGUUGAAUGACCCCGCGGAGGAAUUGGAGUUCAUUGCGGACAUUCUCAGCCAAGAUGCAAAGAACUACCACGCCUGGCAGCACAGACAGUGGGUCAUCCAGGAGUACAAACUGUGGGACAACGAGCUGGAGUUUGUGGAGAGUCUUCUGGAAGAAGAUGUGAGGAAUAACUCUGCAUGGAACCAGAGGCAUUUUGUAAUUUCUCACACUACAGGCUUCUCUGAUCCAGCCAUAGUGGAGAGAGAGAUUCAGUAUUGUCUGAUCCAAAUCAAGACGGCUCCCCACAAUGAAAGUGCAUGGAACUAUUUGAAAGGGAUACUGCAAGACCAAGGUCUGUCAUCUCCGCCAGGCCUGCUGGAGAGGAUCCUUGAGCUGAAGGAGACUCACUGUUCAUCUUAUCUUCUGGCAUUUCUGUUUGAUUGCUACGAGGACGUCUUGGAGAACAGCAACAAAAAAGAAAAUAUGUCGGAAGGGGACCGAAAGGAAACGUUAAGAAAGGCUCUAGAAAUUUGUCAACUAUUGGCUCAGGAGAAGGACACUAUCCGUAAGGAGUACUGGCUGUUUUUGGGACGUUCUUUAAAGAACAAAUGCUGUGGCCCCUCUGAGCCCUCGGAUGAACCUGAACCAUCCGGGCAGCAGGAGCUGAGUUAGACCACCAGGAGGCUCACAACAUUUCCCACUCCGAUCCUGCUUCAUCAGUACUGAUGAAGCAGUACCC
Messenger RNA from Anarrhichthys ocellatus (wolf-eel), 1307 nucleotides. It is a transcript of the gene fnta, whose product is annotated as farnesyltransferase, CAAX box, subunit alpha. Gene Ontology annotation, cellular component: cytoplasm; protein farnesyltransferase complex; CAAX-protein geranylgeranyltransferase complex. The transcript is spliced from 9 exons. The coding region runs from base 131 to 1240 and encodes 369 amino acids. Gene Ontology annotation, biological process: protein farnesylation; protein geranylgeranylation. Gene Ontology annotation, molecular function: protein farnesyltransferase activity; CAAX-protein geranylgeranyltransferase activity. The record is from RefSeq and is a predicted model, not a curated record. Lineage: Eukaryota; Metazoa; Chordata; Actinopteri; Perciformes; Anarhichadidae.